UAUACAUAUGUGUUGCGUAUAUACGAACAUGUAGCAGAAAUAACAAAGAUUUGCUGAUUUACAUCGAGCAAAGUACCAAAGCUGACUUAUCAUGUAAUACCAGCUUGAAAAUUUUUUCAUCAGAAUGACUACCGAUAUAUUACUACAUUGAAAUAAGCUGUAAGAGCAGUUGUCUGCAACGACGCGCGUCAGAAAUAUCGCAAAUACUCUUAAGUUUAUCACAUCUUAUCAGACAUAUUUACAAAGGAACUGAAGCAAGAUUUUCAAACAACAUGGAAUAUUGGUCGAUACUGUUAUCUAUAGUGAUUAGUGUGAUGAGUAUUCAUCACCUUUAUAGAAACUUUAAUUUCUUUAAAAGAAAUGGUAUUAUACAUAUACCGCCUGUUCCAAUAUUCGGAGCCAUGACAUCGCUUAUAUUUCACCGAAUAUCAUUCGUCGAUUUUCUCCAGAAGACAUACAAUUUCAAUCCAAAUGCAAAAUACGUUGGAUUCCACUUGGCGACAACUCCAAUCUUCUUGCUUCGCGAUCCGGAACUUAUUAAGAAUGUCCUUGUUAAGAAUUUUGAGUCAUUUCCAAACCGUAACGGUUUUUCUGAUUUAAAUGACUCUUUAUUUGAAAAAAAUUUGUUUUCUCUUCAGGGAGAAAAGUGGCGGAACGUAAGAACUUUAUUGACUCCCUCUUUUACGUCCAGCAAGAUGAAAAUGAUGUUCACGUUGAUGUCGGAAUGUGCUAUGGAUUCUGCAAAAUUUCUAUCGACAUUUCCACCGUAUGAGGAGAGUAUAAACAUGAAAGAUGCUUUCUCUAAGUAUACAAACGACGUCAUUGCCACGUGUGCUUUCGGAAUCAAAAUCAACUCUAUGAAGGAUCCAACGAAUAAGUUUUAUGUUAAUGGCAAGGAAGUGUCUAACUUCAGAGGUAUUCGUGCCUUGAAGUUCCUUUUUCUCAGAAAUUUCCCAAGAGUCGGUCGAUUUCUGAAUAUAAAGUUAAUGAAUGAAUAUGUUACUCAUUUUUUCAAAGACAUUAUAAAGACUACAAUCGCUACUCGUGAUGCAGAACACAUCACUCGCCCGGAUAUGCUACAAUUAAUGAUGGACAUUAGAGGCAAAGAAGGUCGCAGAGAACUAGACAUCGACGACAUGACUGCGCAGGCGUUUAUUUUUUUCCUUGGAGGUUUCGAAACCAGUUCAACUGCGAUGUCGUUUAUAGCUCAUGAAAUCGCAGCUAACCCAGAAGUUCAAACCAAACUACAACAAGAGAUCGACAAGGUUUUAAAGGAAUCGCAUGAAGAAGUGUCUUACCAAGCCAUUAGUCAGCUAGAAUAUUUAGAUGCAGUGAUGAACGAGGCUCUGAGAUUAUAUCCACCAAUCGGCUUCUUAGAAAGGAUAUGCGAAAAAUCUUAUGAAUUACCAUCCGCAUUGCCGAACGAGAAACCUUUUAUCGUAAAGAAGGGUAUGAUUUUUUGGAUUCCGACUUUUGCAAUCCAACGUGAUGAAAAGUAUUAUAAUAAUCCGGAAAAAUUCGAUCCAGAAAGAUUUUUAGAUAAUAAGAUGCAUAGUUCUUCAUGGUAUAUGCCAUUCGGAUGUGGGCCGAGAAUGUGUAUAGCUAAUAGGUUUGCCCUGCUGGAAAUCAAAGUCUUGCUGUUUCACAUAUUAGCGCGAUGUGAUCUGAAACCUUGCACAAAAACUACGUCCCCAAUAAAAUUUUGCAAAGAUUUCAUGAUAAUGCCGGAGAAUGGAUUCUGGUUAAAUAUUCGGCGUAGAAAAGAUAAGCAUCCUGCGCUGAAGGCUACUGUAGUGGAUAGUUAAGCCAUAAAAAGCAUUUUAGUAAUAAUAUAGUUUUUAUGUUUUUUAUUCUACUUAUGCUCUUUUCAUAUU
Molecule: messenger RNA, 1874 nt
Organism: Trachymyrmex cornetzi
Lineage: Eukaryota; Metazoa; Arthropoda; Insecta; Hymenoptera; Formicidae
Product: cytochrome P450 9e2-like
Exons: 1
Coding region: 273-1805 (510 amino acids)
Molecular function (GO): oxidoreductase activity, acting on paired donors, with incorporation or reduction of molecular oxygen; heme binding; monooxygenase activity
Source: RefSeq, a predicted model, not a curated record